Molecule: messenger RNA, 816 nt
Organism: Papaver somniferum (opium poppy)
Lineage: Eukaryota; Viridiplantae; Streptophyta; Magnoliopsida; Ranunculales; Papaveraceae
Exons: 3
Coding region: 1-816 (271 amino acids)
Source: RefSeq, a predicted model, not a curated record
AUGUGUGUUUGGCGUGAUCCAACUUAUAAGACAUUAUUCAAAAAACUCUAUGUCCUCAUAGCUUCUUGGAUGCUUGGGACUCAAUUACGCUUUGCACAUGGGUUCUUUGGAGUAGUGGUGAUUCAAGAUGGGGAAACUUCUGAUUCUUCUAAGAAUCCUAAUGAGAAUAAAACUGUGUCUUUUGCUGAUUUGGUUAAGGGUAAAAAACCCUAUUUGCUAAACGAUUCUGAUUUACUAUCUCUACCUGAUGCGUCUUUGUAUGAAAAGGAACUAGCCUUGGAUUUACCUUUAAAACUUACACAAGAAAGGCGUGAGAUUUUUCAAUUUAGUCUUAUUCGGAGACUGAAUUUUAAAGGGUUAAAACUUAAUGAAGUUCAGAAAGUUUUAGAAGAGCAAUGGAAACUUAGUGAUAGGAGGAGUAAUUUGGUACCAAUGACAAAGUUUUUCUUCAUCAUCAAGCUAACUAUAGCUGAAGACAAAAAACAUGUUUGGCAUGGUGAUACGUGGGUAGUACAGGAUCAACAGCUUAGGGUUUUCAAUUUUUACCCUAACUUUGAUCCGGAGAGACAAAAUACUUCUUGUGAUACUGUUUGGGUAAGCUUCCCUUGCUUAUACAUUGAAUUAUGGACGAAAAGAAUUCUGUUAUCCAUUGCUAAAAUUCUUGGUAGGCCGAUUGCUAUUGAGAAGAAAACUUUGGAUCAUGAUGUUGGGAACUAUGCUGCUGUGCUUAUUGAUAUUGAUUUUGCUAAACCGAUUCCUAAAAGAAUUCGUUUGAAAGCUAAGGGCAAUGAGUUUUGGCAAUAUGUAGAAGUUUAG